Molecule: messenger RNA, 7547 nt
Organism: Branchiostoma floridae (Florida lancelet)
Lineage: Eukaryota; Metazoa; Chordata; Leptocardii; Amphioxiformes; Branchiostomatidae
Product: period circadian protein homolog 1-like
Exons: 19
Coding region: 244-4545 (1433 amino acids)
Biological process (GO): circadian regulation of gene expression; negative regulation of transcription by RNA polymerase II; entrainment of circadian clock by photoperiod
Cellular component (GO): cytoplasm; nucleus
Molecular function (GO): transcription cis-regulatory region binding; transcription corepressor binding
Source: RefSeq, a predicted model, not a curated record
UCACGUUUUGGAUGGCGUGAAGGGUAGUGUUAAACAAUCCUUGCCAACGAACGCUGCUUCCUCGCCAGUCUACCCGUAAUAUCGCGGUUUCUACCGGCAUUUAGGACAACUUUUCGGCACAUCCUGCGAAGGAGACCCCAUGGAAUCCGUGGACGAAUCUACGCUCCUCUCUGAUACUUCGUCUCGGUGGGUGGCAGUUUGUGGUUUGUUCCCAGUCUGAGCUUGGAAAACAUCUUUCUUCCCAUGGCAUGUAACCAAGAGGAACCAAUGAGCGAAGGCGGGACCAGCCAGGCACCGGACACAGAUCCAGAACAGACAGUCUCUCUGGACCAGUCCCUCGUGCCGGCCAUCAAAGCUCCAGCCAGCCUCCCGGCCCCUACUCCUUCAGACAAUGGAAAGGAGUUGGGUGGUCAUAGCGCAGGCGUUACUGAUAAUACCACCAGCAGCAGCAGCAAUACCAGCAGCCCUGCACACAAGGAGACAGUGGACUACUUCCUGAAGAAGCCCGCUUCCCCGUCCCACGUUGCCGCCCCUUCCACAAGCGGGCAGGCCAACAAGCAGAAGGAUAAGUACUGGGACUCGAAGUCCGCCAGCAAUGGCUCGUCAAACGGCAACGGCAGCAACGGGGAGCACUCGGACGACAUGGCCGUUUCCGUCACAGGCUCCACCAAAAGCUCGUCCAAUAGCAAGAGCGGCAGCGGCACGGAGCAGCCAAUGGAAGUGGAGAACAGCGAGAAUGGAGAGCAGGGGUCCAACACUCUCUCCAACUACGGCUCUUCAGAAAACUCUGAUUCUAAAAGUGCCACUUUGAGCAUGCUCAGCGGUAGCAGUAAUGACGACCAACCCUCUACAAGUGGCUGCAGUAGCGAGCAGUCAAUGAAGGCCAAGAACCGUGAGAAGCUGGUCGCUGCCAUCCAAGAGCUGAAGUCAAUGCUGCCCUCCUCUGGGCUGAAUGACGGGAAAGAGGGGAAACCGUCCACCCUCGCGGCCCUGACGCACGCCAUCGAGUGUGUCAAGAAAGUCAGCUCUUCGAAUGCUUUUGAUCUUCCCUUCCCUGAGGAGGAAGAAGACCCCUCUGCCAAGGACAACAGCAUCCCGACCUACAGUCUCCAUUCACUCUGCACGCUCAGCAAAAACGUGGUUCUUCAGAACAUGGAGAGCUUCCUUGUGGUGGUGUCGGUAGUGGAUGGCACAGUGCUGCACGUGUCGGACAUGAUAGAGAAACUUCUGGGCUACACCCCGCAGAACUGGCAGGGGCGUAAGUUCGCCACGUUCCUGGCCAGAAAAGACGUCCCCACCUUCUACUCUCACAUGGCUUUGAUGAGCCGAAGUGGACUGCCAACAUGUACUCGAGAUGGGGAUACAGGUGCACUGAGUGAGGGGAAGAAGAAUUCCUCCUUCUACUGUUUCAUCAGACACGACACAGAGCCUGCCGCGGCUGCCGAACCGCCCGCCCAGCUCAACUUCACCCCAUUCCGCCUGACGGGGCGCAAGAUCCGCGUCGUCAUGCCGCCCAAGGCCAACGAGGGAGAGGGGAAGUCGGCUCUCUGCUGCCUGGCAUUGGCUGUUCCUGUCAAGACAGCUUACAAAGAAGAUGGGGAGGUUCCUGUUGAGAAGAGAACUUUCCUCAGCUGUCAUACUCCAUCCUGUAACUUCAGUGAUGUGGACUCAAGAGCUGUCCCUCUGACCGGGUAUCUUCCGCAAGAUCUCAUUGGUCGAUGCAUCUUCGACUUCAUCAAUCAGGACGAUGCGCCAAUCAUGUUGAGCGUGCACGAAAAAGUUGUGAAAACCCCCAUGGGACAGACGUUCAACGAGGGCCCCGUCCGCCUACUGGUGCGAAACGGCAACGAGGUUACCAUAGAAACCAGCUGGUCGAGUUUCAUUAACCCGUGGACGCGGAAGAUCGACUUUGUCAUCGGACAGCACCGAGUCACAAGAGGUCCACAAGAAAUCGACGUGUUCAGAAACCCAAUCAAAGCGUGGAUCGGCCACCCAUCAAUAAGAAAAGACAUCGCAGCUAUGGAACAGGCCAUCUGCAAACUGUUACUUCAGACGACAAUCCCACAACUAGCAGCACCCGAUCACCAUCUGGUCUCCACUGUGGAGAACCCUGACCAGUUUGCUGAAGAUGUGGAUGUGCAGGAAAAAUGUAUGGACAUGCACAUCCUCAAGGCACGUGGGCAACAGAUCUUUGUGGAUAAGGUGAAGAAGAUGACAGACAAGACGGGGAAGGAGGCAGAAGAUGCCAAGGGAACAUCUUCGUCAUCUAAUGUCUACUCUCCGAGCCAACCAGCCGCUCUGCCCAACUAUGAGCAGCUCAACUACGCUCAAAACAUCCACAGAUACCUUCUGAGCUGUCCGGAUGUGUUCUCCAACUCCUCUAUGGAGGAGGACCAGCAGCAGGAGCAGGACCUGACCACAGCCAUGGAUGCUGUACAGCAGGCUGCCGAGCUGCCGCGGGGGGCCGAGGCCUCCAACCUUCUACCUGAAAGGGAACUGCCUUCUCAGACAGCAGGUGUGAUGACCACCCUUGAGACAUCGACAAGAACUGUGGCCGUCACGACCAGUAGUGCGGUGAUGACAAUGGCACCCAUGUCCCAGGACUCCCACGUCCCGCUGGACCCCGCCCACAGCGAAGACAUUCCCAUCGUCGACGAUUUCAGCGACAAGAACGAGACCAACUCGGAGGUCGGCGAGCCCCUACCCCCGCCCUCCCCCUACCAGAAGGUUGGUCUGACCCAGGAGAUUCUCAGCCAGCACACCAUCAACCAGGAGCGGACGUACGUGGAACAAGCGCUAAAGGAGGGGUACAACCACCUCCUCCUGCCCGCCUUCCAGCGCCGCCACGGACACAAGCGCCAGCUCCUGACGCCGGAGAACGAGACCGUCACCAACAAGCUGAGCAAGCACUGUCAGAUCAGCAACGGCAUCCCCCGCCAUCGGACGAGCAUGAGCAACUCCUCCUCCAUCGCUCCGCAGACCACGCUGGUGGACGCGCAGACGGCGCAGAACAUGUUCGUCCCCAUCCACAACCCCAGUCAGAACCAGAGCAUGCCCAUGGGACAGAUGCAGGUGCCGGUGUUCCCUAACCAGAUGGGAAUGAACUUGAGCAUGUUCGGGAUGCCGUUCGGCAUGCCAGUCCCCCAGUUCAUGCAGGGAGGCAUGCCCCCAGCAGGAACCCCAAUGAUGGGGUCGGUCCCCAUGAUGCCCAUGGCGCAGAAUUUCAUGUACUCAGGCUUCUUCCCUCACUACGGCUUCUCCUCAGCGGGGGGUUUCACCGUGCCAACGACGCCAUCCACGCAGAUUCCGCAGGGCAGCAGCAUCUGGACGCAGGUCCCGCAGCGCCCGCUCUUCCCCCAGGGUGGGGGCAUGCAGCCCCUCCACAUCAACACCGACCCGGGGACCUUCGCCCCGACCGUGCAGAUGGAGGCCCCUCUGUCGCACGUGUCGGCGCAGUGCCUGAACCCGACUCCCUUGGUCGCAACGUGCAGCACGGCCGUUGACCCCGUGACGACGUCCGUCCCCCCUCCCGCCCCAACGGCGGGGAUAUCGGAGCGCGUGGGCUCCCAGUGCAGCAGUCCCCUGCAGCUGAACCUCAUGCAGCAGGAGUUACAGGAAGGCGGCAGUCGGCAGACAGCGGUGCAGGCGGCCAGUAACCAGUCUCCCCACCGCAAGCUACAAACAGACCAGGAGGGUCUCGCGCCCGUCAAGAAGGCCUGCAAGGCUGCACCAGUCAAGGACAAGGAGGACGACAACAGCUUGGACACCAGCUCGAUGUUGGACUUGCUGUUGGCGGAGUCGAACGACGGGAACAGCAGCACACCCGACAUAGGGUCGGACCCAAGCUUCACCUCCUCAGAAGGCUCCAACACACAGGAGCAGAAGAGAAAGAUGGAGAGUCGAGAGAGGGAGAACUUCAAGAGAUAUGUGCUACAGGAUCCUAUCUGGCGCGUGAUGGCCAACACCACCCAGAAGGUCAUGAUGACAUACCAGCUGCCGAGAAGAGAGAUAGAUGAUGUCCUGAAGCAGGACCAAGACAAGCUGCGAUCCAUGGAGAGAAAUCAGCCGGCCUUCUCUGCAGAGCAGAUGGGAGAGCUGGAGGACGUCAAACUGUGCUGGGGCAAAAUGAAGAUGCCUGACAUUGCUGCUUGUGACGAGGCCAUCGACAAGUGUCUGUCGAAGAAGCGGAAGAGAAUGCCGAGCAGAAAGCACCUGGCGGUGCAGACCGUCAUCUCCCCCACCAUGGAGUCGGUCCUGGAGUCCAACCUCCCCUCCUCCUCCUGCAGCUCGCAGAAGUCAGAGACAGAGAUGGCCAACCUCCAGGGGGACAUCGGGAGGAACCCCGCCAAGGACAGCGACAACUGGGGGGACAACAGCAACGGCAGCAACGGGAGGUCGUCGCGAAGCUCCAGCUCAAUCAAGGAGUCGGACGACAAGUCGCAGAGCAACAACAGCAAGGACAGCGACGAGUACCCCGUGGAGAAGAGAUUACCACCAAAGAGACAUUCGAGCCCCACCACAAGUAACUCCAGCAGUGACUUGUAGUAGUGUGAGAGAUGGGGAAUGAUAAUGGUGACCUCCGUUGUUGGGUUAGCAAGGUGUCCCUGAAGAAUUCCAGCACCCCUGUAGUUGUAGCCGUCCUAAAUAAGCUAGAAGCUAUCGUCGAGCAACAUUUCAGGAAGUUCUCGAAAACCCAUCUUUUUAACCUUCUUCUUGCUACCUAGCCUUCUAAGUAAGACAAAGUUGUUGCCAAAAGGCUAGCCCAGUAGGAAGGAGGUUAAAGGUACCAUACAAGCCUUUACCACAUACAGAUCAAACUCUAUGUUCGAAACUGAAUCACUGCAAAGACAAAUUGCUGCCAAGGCUUCGUGCCCAUGUUAGGAUAAUCAGGCAUUUCUUUGACUUCAAUUUCUCUACGGACAGGGUGGAAGAAAUGGGAUGAAAGACCACUUAUCGACAGGAAGUCUAUCUACGAAAAUAAAGGAAAUAACUUUUUUAUAAAAAGAAAAACCCUUAGUGCCUUAUAAUGGCAUUGUGUAGUGCGCACAGUGUAGCUCGUAUUGGACAUGACUCAAAAUGCUCGUAAAAUAUAGAAGGCUGACUGCAGGGUAAGUCUCUGCAUGUACUUUGGCUACACAAUGGACACGUUUUGGUGUCGAGUAUUAGGCUUAAGACUUGCAGGGGCUGGCUGAAGUAAAAGGGGACACCUUGCGUAGAUUUCCCCAUAAAGCAAACUGCAUGGCAUUUUUCACCUGCAGUGCUGGCCACUCUCCGUUUUCUAAAAAGAUGUCUAUUUUGUAAGAUAAGAAAGGCUACAAUUGCCAGAGAUGUGAAUACCAUUGAUACUAAUGUACAUUGUAUUUAAGUCGUGUGAUGAUUGUGUGAUAUGUGUAAGUUGGAAGACUCUGAAUGAUCUGUUAAUGAAGCAGAGGUUAUAUUUGCACAAAAGGUGAACUCUAUUGUAUAUACUGCAGGAAUAUUUAAAUUCUAUGAUUCCAACAGAAAGAAAAAGAUAUAUAAGAAAUAGAAAAAAAAUGUAAUAUUAUUUGUAUAGGUCUCUGCCAUCUGGCUUAUAUGUUUGUGCAAUGUCGUCAGGGAUUUGUAAAGUCCAAAGUUAAAUCUUCACUUCUUAGUCCACAUUUUCACUUUACAGAAGUCUUUAAAUUUUCCUCUCAAAGAUUAUAAAGAAAAUUUAAAAAAUAAAGAAAAAAAAAGUUAACAGUCCGUUGUACUUGGUUGCCACCAAAAGAUACACUGUAGCUUUAUUUAGCAUUUGAAGCAUAAUCUUAAAGAUUUUGACAAGUCUUUUUCCUGUACUUUUCUAUCAAGUUAUUUCAAGUUUGAUUCCAAGGUUUUUUCCAAGUGCUCGUGUCAGUAACAAGCCAUGUCCAUGCGGUCUUUGUAUUUUCAGUCGAGUUUAGCCACAGCAUUUGAAUUCUAUGGAUGACUGAUUCUUUCUUAAUUUGAAAGGAAAGAAAGAAAAAGAAAUCCCCUUGGUGAUGUUCAACAAAUCUUAAGAAAAUAGUUUGAAAAUAUCUUGUUCGGUAUCCUUGAUUGUACUUUUGAACGUGACACUAGUGAUCUUGUUUUUAAUCCGCACUCUUUCAUUAGAUUUGGAGUCAGUAGAGGAUGUCAUCCAUGAAAUUUACUUGCUGUGGCCUUAUGUAAAAAGAAUAAUGAUAAUGGGUUGAAGAGCAGAUCAAAAUGUUGAUUUAUAUCAUUGUUAGACUAUUGACUAAGUGCGGAAUACAAUGUUGGUCCACUUCAGUGAACACUGAUAUUUGGCGAUGUCGAUAAUGAUGAUGUACCAUUUUUUCCUGAAUUGUUGAAAAUUUUGUUAACUUCAAACGUGAGUGGCAUGAUUAGAUGAUGGAUACACAGUGUCAUCUCAAUUGGUAGCAUUGUGUUGUUACUUGCCCCUAUGGUUUUUGAAGGGUACAGUGUUUCUCAGCAAGGCUGAUAUGUCUUUAUAUGGUGUUAUACCUGUGAGGUGACGUACCUCGGACAAAACUAACAUGUAUUGUUUAUGAAGGGAAAUUGAAGAGAGAUUUCUGAUUAUCAAAUGAGUACUGUUCAGUCAAAAGGGAACACUUUACAAACAUUUUUCUAUUUUGUUUUUGGCCUAGUCAAAUUUGGACUGCCAAAUGUAGUGACGUUGCUCUGUAGAGCUUGGUAAAAUAGAACGUUACUGUCACCUUUUUUGUUUUUAUAAGGCAAAUCCUGAUGAAUUAGGAAAACAUUUACCAUGAGCUCUGUCAAUGUUGAAUUUGGAAACACCUGAAGAUUGAGAAGGAAUCAAAGUCAUACUUGAAAUGUAAAUUAUGAAACAAAAGGUGCUGUAAUGAAGAGCGGAAACAUGCCCUUUUAUUUGACAUUGAAACUCUACAUUCUGUUACAGGUCAAAAUACAAAGCCUAAAAUGAAUUUUGAUUUUUUUUUCAGUGUCUUUUCAGAUUGAAGUGGCCAGUUUUAAUUUUCAGUAAAAUUCAUCCUUUCUCAGUUAUUUUUCAGUGGCCAUUGAACAAGUACUAGUAAGCGAAGCUAGAAAAUAGGAUCCAUAGAUUAGAUGGUAUAUUUUUGAAGAAAUUUUGAGACUUUUCAUCAGAAAGACGUAUACUUUGCCAUUCUUAACACAACCUAGUGUUCUGUAUGGUAAGGUUUCUGUAAACAUGUGUAGCACUUUUGAAGGACGUUCCUAUAAUGGGAAAUUUAUGGACAUAUUCAAAUGUUCAGACUUUUUUUGUACAUAUUCAAAUAAUGUUAAAGUCACAAGAGUAUGUUGUACAUAUAUUGUAUACUAGAAUAUUGUCAUGUGUAACUAGGACUCGAAAAGCCGACAGUAUGAAAUGAAUACUUGUAAUAAGAAUGAAGCAUGUGCAGUUCAGCUACUGAUCAACUUGUACGAACGAUGAUCUUACAUUUUGAUGUGGAAACGAAGAUGUUAUUAAGAGAGAUUUGUAUUUUUGGUAUCAAGAAUAGGAGUCCUAUUGUUAUGAAGGCUUGUACUGAAACCGUUACAAAUAAAACGAGAUAUCUGUUAUAAGCAAA